Molecule: messenger RNA, 5294 nt
Organism: Neofelis nebulosa (Clouded leopard)
Lineage: Eukaryota; Metazoa; Chordata; Mammalia; Carnivora; Felidae
Gene: ZRANB1
Product: zinc finger RANBP2-type containing 1
Exons: 10
Coding region: 145-2349 (734 amino acids)
Biological process (GO): protein deubiquitination involved in ubiquitin-dependent protein catabolic process; positive regulation of Wnt signaling pathway; cytoskeleton organization
Cellular component (GO): cytoplasm; nucleus
Molecular function (GO): cysteine-type deubiquitinase activity; K63-linked polyubiquitin modification-dependent protein binding
Source: RefSeq, a predicted model, not a curated record
UCCUUUACAGGACUAGCUAUUCACAGUCACACAGAACUACUUAGCACGCUUUGCCAGUGUCUCCUGAGGAAGUCAGAAUCUGAGCCAGCAUGAAGACUGAAUCUGGUCUUUGGUCUGAUUUAUAAACUGUACUUUAUUCUAACCAUGUGCAAGGUGGAGGUUAUAGCAUGGAAACUAAAACCUUACUUCCUGCUUGACAUAACUCACUUCAAGAAGAGCACAAUGUCAGAACGUGGAAUUAAGUGGGCUUGUGAAUACUGUACGUAUGAAAACUGGCCAUCUGCCAUCAAGUGUACUAUGUGUCGCGCCCAGAGACCAAGUGGAACAAUUAUCACAGAAGAUCCAUUUAAAAGCGGUUCAAGUGAUGUUGGUAGAGAUUGGGAUCCUUCCAGCACUGAAGGAGGAAGUAGUCCUUUGAUAUGUCCAGACUCUAGUGCAAGACCAAGGGUUAAGUCUUCGUACAGCAUGGAAAACGCAAAUAAAUGGUCAUGCCACAUGUGCACAUAUUUGAACUGGCCAAGAGCAAUCAGAUGUACCCAGUGCUUAUCCCAGCGUAGGACCAGGAGUCCCACAGAGUCUCCUCAAUCCUCAGGAUCUGGCUCAAGACCAGUUGCUUUUUCUGUUGAUCCUUGCGAGGAAUACAAUGAUAGAAAUAAACCGAACACAAGGACCCAGCAUUGGACUUGUUCUGUUUGCACGUAUGAAAACUGGGCCAAGGCUAAAAAGUGUGUUGUUUGCGAUCAUCCCAGACCUAAUAAUAUUGAAGCAAUAGAGUUGGCAGAGACUGAUGAGGCUUCUUCAAUAAUAAAUGAGCAAGACCGAACUCGAUGGAGGGGCGGCUGCAGCAGUGGUAAUAGCCAAAGAAGAUCGCCUCCCACUACGAAACGAGACUCUGAAAUGAAAAUGGAUUUUCAGAGGAUCGAAUUGGCUGGUGCUGUUGGCAGUAAGGAGGAACUUGAAGUGGACUUCAAAAAACUAAAACAAAUUAAAAACAGGAUGAAAAAGACCGACUGGCUAUUCCUCAAUGCUUGUGUGGGGGUUGUAGAAGGUGAUCUAGCUGCUAUAGAAGCAUAUAAGUCAUCAGGAGGGGACAUUGCGCGUCAGCUCACUGCGGACGAAGUGCGCUUGCUGAACCGCCCUUCUGCUUUUGAUGUUGGCUACACCCUUGUACAUCUGGCUAUACGUUUUCAGAGGCAGGACAUGCUAGCAAUAUUGCUUACAGAGGUGUCUCAACAAGCAGCCAAGUGUAUUCCUGCAAUGGUGUGUCCCGAACUGACAGAACAAAUCCGGCGAGAGAUCGCUGCCUCUCUUCAUCAGAGAAAGGGGGAUUUUGCUUGCUAUUUUCUCACUGACCUUGUAACAUUUACGUUGCCAGCAGAUAUUGAAGACUUGCCUCCAACAGUCCAAGAAAAAUUAUUUGAUGAGGUGCUCGAUAGAGAUGUUCAGAAAGAGUUAGAAGAAGAAUCUCCAAUUAUAAACUGGUCUUUGGAGUUGGCUACCCGUUUGGACAGUCGACUGUAUGCGCUUUGGAACCGGACCGCAGGAGACUGCUUACUUGAUUCAGUGCUACAAGCUACCUGGGGCAUUUAUGACAAGGACUCGGUGCUUCGGAAAGCCCUGCAUGACAGCCUGCAUGACUGUUCACAUUGGUUUUACACACGUUGGAAAGAUUGGGAAUCGUGGUAUUCUCAGAGCUUUGGUUUACAUUUCUCCUUGAGGGAAGAACAGUGGCAAGAAGACUGGGCAUUCAUACUGUCUCUUGCCAGCCAGCCUGGAGCAAGCUUGGAACAGACGCACAUUUUUGUACUUGCACAUAUUCUUAGACGACCAAUUAUAGUUUAUGGAGUGAAAUAUUAUAAAAGUUUCCGGGGAGAAACUUUAGGAUAUACUCGGUUUCAAGGUGUUUAUUUGCCUUUGUUGUGGGAACAGAGUUUUUGCUGGAAAAGUCCGAUCGCUCUGGGCUAUACAAGGGGCCACUUCUCUGCUUUGGUUGCCAUGGAAAAUGAUGGCUACGGCAACCGAGGUGCUGGUGCUAACCUGAACACGGACGACGACGUCACGGUCACGUUCUUGCCUCUGGUGGACAGCGAGAGGAAGUUACUGCACGUGCACUUUCUUUCUGCUCAGGAGCUAGGUAACGAGGAGCAGCAGGAGAAGCUACUCCGCGAGUGGCUGGACUGCUGUGUGACCGAGGGCGGCGUGCUGGUGGCCCUGCAAAAGAGCUCUCGGCGGCGCAACCACCCGCUGGUCACGCACAUGGUGGAGAAGUGGCUCGACCGCUACAGACAGAUCCGGCCUUGUACUUCCCUGUCCGACGGAGAGGAAGAUGACGACGACGAAGAUGAAUGAAGACGAGACCCGAGAGCAGAAGACCAGGGUAUCGGCUCUGCGGCGACCCCAGAGCCAGUGUGGUGCGCGCUCCCGGCGGCGUGGGGGCGCCGAGGGACCCAGAUGUGGCUGGACCUGCCGGGAAGGGUGUCUCUUGUCCACACCCGGUGGAGACGACGGAUCUGCUGCGUGAGGAGACAGAGACCUUUGUUUGGACUACAGUUUGUAAAAAAAAAAAAAAAAACCCCUAAUUUUAUGAAGACAGAACUUUUUCCCUUUCAAAUUGUAAAUCUGUCUAUAAACGUAACGCAUGUGGUUGUGUGAGAAGUUGUGUCAUAGGACAAGUUGUACCAGCCUCUUCAUAUCAUCGAGAUGUUGUUUUCAGCACGGGCACCUCCAAGAGCACACGGCAGAUGACCCUCUGUUCCUCCGAGAUCUUCUUUCUUAAGUAGAACCCGACAUUCUACUUCGACCUUAAAAGAUCCACUUUACGUUGAGUCUCACUAGAGCUCAUCAGAGAUCUGGAACCUUUUUGUACAGAUUAUCCACAGCCGCACGUAAAAAUAAAAACAAGCUUUUAUUUUAUUAAUAAUUUAGUUCCUGUUGUGCCCCAUAAAAUGAAACCAAAUCUUCAAGGAACAAACUGCGAGGAAGGAAAGUAAGGAUUGAGGGAACUUCAUACAGACGUCAUUCCCUUGUUUUGGAAAGGGUUUGGGUUUCUAUUAUUUUGUCCUUUUUAAAAGCUCCUGAUAGGCCCCUUUUCGGUAUUCAGGCAUUUAUUCGUUUGGAAAAGUGCCCUUAAAAUGAGGGUUCUUCCACGAGAGUCCACACGGCAGUGUCCUCGGGAACAUUUCCUCCCUGGAUGUCAGGGAAGCGCUCGGGGCGCAGGCCCACGCGUGACUACGUCAGUUGCGUGCAAUUCGCUCACUUGACGCAGUUGACAAUGUUCUCCCAAAUUGCCACGCGGAGGCUCUUUGGAAUGCUUCCUUUUAUCCUCAGCUCUGCUUUCGGCCAAUUGUGUCAGGGAGGCAUGCCUUCGCUUGGGCUAAUUGGGAAUCAGUUAAGCAUAGAAUAAAGACUUAAAAACGCAGUAAGGUGGUAGAUGCAUUGUAUAAUGAAUUUCUCAGAGCAGUCUGAGAAUUUGUGCAUGUUGGUUAAUUGUGGCCAUUCUUAUUUAAAAGUUCAAACUAUAAUCUUAGAUAGAAAUUUUUUUAUAAAAAGUAUUAUUUGACCACUUCAGGUAUACGUUCAAUACUGGGUAAAAAUUUCAGACCUAUCUCAGGAGCACAAAGACUUCGUGUCCUGAUAAGCACUUUGUAGACUAUGGACGUGGCAAAGGAAUUUGGAAAGACCCCCCCCCCCCCCCCCCCACGCUUCCUUCCCUUUGAUGAAAAGGCCGCGAGAAACCUUUAAAUACUUGUUUUCUUCUCAGUUCUGUUUAGAUGGUGUUUGAAAUGUGCACAGCCUCUAAUUUGAUGCUGGAAUACUAAAAAUAGAAAAACACCCAGGAGAUGUCCUUUUAGUUCUUUCUCCUCUCAGAAAUGUCCAUUGAAAGAUACUCCCGGAAUGAAGGGUCGCUUUUGCUGUAUGCUCAAACUUGCAGGAAACUCUUGCAAUUUGAUUCCGUAUAAAUGAAAUGUGAUGUAAUGAUGGUAAAUGUUACUGUUCCAGGUGGGUAUGUUUUCCUACAGAUUGACUGUGGUUUACUUUCAUUUUGGUCAGUAAUUUUUUAGAAGGCUGUCCGACUACUUAGCAUAGCAUCUCUGUAAACGUUUCUCCAUACGUAGGAAUAAUUCUUCAGUGGGCACAGAUCCUGUUCUGGUUGCUGGUAAGCACACUGCCCUCCCAACGGAAGAAGCCAAAGAGAGAUGCUCGAGAGAGAAGCAUCUAGUCACUAUGGUCUACACUGCAGUCAGUGCUGUCCAGAAAGCAUAGGCUCAGUACUUAGCCUGUGUGUGGUGGUCUGCUGAGUGGUUUCCCCUGAGGUGCCUCUUUAUUUAUUUAUUUAUGAUCAGUGAUCCCGACCACACCUAGUGUGACAGGUACAGCGUUCUUCCCUGUGGGAAAGGUAGAGGAUUGCAUGUCCUAGGCUCCAGGCAGGGACAGGGCUUUAAAUGGUUUUCGCAGCAGAUUGGCCGGAAGAGGCCAGAAUGUUGGUGAGUCAAUGCUAGGUUCAGCUCUUGAGCGAUUGAAUAGCCAUGGCUGUCAUUCCCAAGAUGAGAGUACGCGGUCCUUUCUUGAAGGUCACGUCUUGGUGGACUCUGGACAGUAAUACCAGAACUGUAUGGAAUUAACUUUAUGGUUUGUUUUUUUAGGGAGAAUACAGUGUGGUGUUUUCUGUUCUAAUUAAACAAAACCUAGGUGCACCACGGACUGGAACCGGCCUUUUUGUUUCCGACUCUAGGCUCACCGUGUCCCAGACUUCGUCUGUGUUAAGGGAGCACCGCUCUCUUGAGGCAGGCGGGGAAUCUCGUGUGCACGUGUCACGCCCUCGUUGCCAACAUCCUGGUUAUGACGAGGAUGUUCAGCUCCUAUUGGGUUUCCUGGGGUGGUGGGUCAGUAACCACGUGCUCCUGCCUGUCCAGAGGAGGCUGUUUUGAUGUGAUUUUUCUGGGAGGGCUGAGGUGGGACCACCACCUUCACCCGAGGGAGGGAGGUUGAUGCUUUGAAGACGCCCUUUUCUUAAUGGGACGGGAGCGAGAGGGAGUUUGGUGCCUGGAAUUGGACUGGAGUGGUUGACUGGUACCUGCACAGGCCACGAGUACAAAGGGGUUUGAUGCUAGUCAAGAAGGAAAAUCCUUUACAUCUAAGUUCUUAACAGAUGGAAAUGCCUGAUGUUACCAUUUUGCAACAUUUCUUUGUAAAUAUCACUUAAAAGAAUUUUGAGAUUCACUUCCCUUCCUGCAUUAAUGCUUGAGCCAGGUAAUUUUGCUUUUGGGCAAAUUAAAAGCCGAACUCUCUAACUU